This is a messenger RNA of Pollicipes pollicipes, 1294 nucleotides long. RefSeq lists its product as uncharacterized. The record is from RefSeq and is a predicted model, not a curated record. NCBI's taxonomy places the organism in Eukaryota, Metazoa, Arthropoda, Thecostraca, Pollicipedomorpha, Pollicipedidae. The transcript is spliced from 5 exons. The coding region runs from base 467 to 1006 and encodes 179 amino acids.
UGACUCCGGCGGCACUCCGGCUGACUCCGGCGGCACUCCGGCUGACUCCGGCGGCACUCCAGCUGACUCUGGAGGCGCUCCCGUGACACCCAAACAGCACUCCGGCGAGCCCCAGGCGACAUUUGGACGGCGCUGUGCCGACAAUCCGGUGGUGCUCAAACGACACUCUGGAGGAGCUUUGGCGACACGCGGUUCAGCCAGGAAGGCGCUAGAAGGCCGACGAUCCUCAGACAGGCUCUGGAGGCCGACGAACAGAGCAGGCCGCGGAGUGCGCCAGCGGAGGGGACCCCAGGGCGUCACGUCCUCGGCGCGCGCCGACUCGGGGAUCGGGCGGUCUGUGGCAGCUGUGACCUGCAGCAGCAGUGACCCUAAGUGGCCUAGAGCGCCAGUGGCGAACGACCUGAACGUGGUGGUGGUGAUCUGCCGUGACUGGAAGUGGCCGAACGCAACAGGCCGGACGUCGGACAUGGGCUGCGGCGGCUCCAAGUCGGUGGCGGCCGUCCAACCUCUAGACGACGAGGCUGAGAAUGUCUCCAAGGUUGAAGUGCUCAAAGAAAACGGCGUCAGCGAUGGUCUGGACAGAAUACAGAGCGUACCGAACAACCAUAUACCGAACGGAAGCCCGGCGGACCAGCCAGACCAGACCAGCACGCAGCUAAACCCUGCCAGCCCGCCGCAGCUGCUGCCCGUCAAGCAAGCCAACGGCUCGUCGGCAAUCGCGUUCGAGAUUCCGCUGGAGGCGGGCGAGAGUCUGAUCCAGCGGCACCCGCCCAAGCGUUUCCAGCGGCUCGAGGAUAACCAGCUGACGCUGGAGAUCUUCGAGGGCAAGCACGCCAACGCCGCCGAACGGAGGAGCAAGCUAUUGAACCAGCGCGUGCAGAGCGCUCGGGUGCGAAACCUGCGCAGCGCCGGCCGCGCCAAGUCUCGCACAACCAUGCGCUCGGACGACGACCCGAUCGAGGGUGGCGUAGCCGACCAGAGGAAGGACGAGUCUGAACUGUCAUAGGUACGUCCUAGUCCAUAGCGCAUUAUGUUCACCGGUUCCUCGGAGAUGAACCGGUGAAUGACGCGCUGCUCCUGAGCGUUGGCUGCCCAUCCGCCCGACUUCGAACCAGAGUCGAUCGUCUGUCUUCUUCAAAACGAGAUCAUGGGCCUCGUCAAGCUCACAGAGGCCACCGUUUUCGGCUAUCUCGACUGCUGUGCAAGCUUCGAUGGAGGACGGAGCUCGAAGUGGAGCAGUGCACGGGACUCGCGAGAGCACCGACGCCGGUACGGUGCUGGCAGCAGACGACUG